UAACUUUUCCGAUUCCCCUCCGCAAGUGUUCCUGGCAAAUCUUAAACCCUCACUCCGCCCCAACUCCGGCGUCGCUCGCUCUCAAUCCAAGCCUCUCCUCUUUCUCGCAAUGGGUUGGAAGGCGGCUGAGAAACUCAUUAGACACUGGAAGAUACUCAGAGGGGACAAUGUGAUGAUCAUUCGUGGAAAAGAUAAGGGUGAGACUGGAACCAUUAAGCGUGUCAUCAAGUCCCAAAACCGUGUGAUUGUUGAAGGGAAGAAUCUGGUCAAGAAGCAUAUAAAGGGAGGGCCGGACCAUGAAGGCGGGAUUUUCUCUGUUGAGGCUCCUCUUCAUGUCUCAAACGUCCAAGUUCUGGAUCCAGUGACCAAGAACCCUUGUAAAGUUGGGAUGAAAUAUCUAGAAGAUGGGACAAAAGUGAGAGUAGCGAGAGGGAUAGGUGCAUCUGGUGCAAUAAUCCCUCGCCCUGAGAUUUUGAAGAUAAGGGCAACGCCCAGACCCACAGUCGCUGGUCCGAAGGAUACACCAAUGGAGCUCGUCUUGGAGCAGACGUACGAUGCUAAAACAGGAAAGGGCAUGCCUGAUCUUUGAAGGACACGUGUCGCCUGCCUGUCUGCCUGGUUUCUGGACAAUCAAGUGGAAGUGAUUGAUAAUAACAACAACUAGCUCUGUCAUUUUGUUGUAGUCCAUUUCUUUUCUCGUACCGAAGAAUCACUGAAAGACCACAGUUUUGUGUCUAUGGCACUCACAUUCCGCUAUUGCAUGCAUGUCUCCUCUCCACCCAUCUCGCUCGUCAACAUUGGAGCUCAUUUAUUAUGUUUUCUUUCCACAAAAACCCCAGCCCUUGUUAAUUUGUGGUGGCAAAAGAUGAUUUGAUAUUUGUAAAGCAAAGAGACGAAGGAACCCCUUUUCUUUAA
This is a messenger RNA of Tarenaya hassleriana, 915 nucleotides long. Its product is annotated as 50S ribosomal protein L24. Gene Ontology annotation, molecular function: structural constituent of ribosome; RNA binding. NCBI's taxonomy places the organism in Eukaryota, Viridiplantae, Streptophyta, Magnoliopsida, Brassicales, Cleomaceae. The record is from RefSeq and is a predicted model, not a curated record. Gene Ontology annotation, biological process: translation. The transcript is spliced from 6 exons. The coding region runs from base 110 to 589 and encodes 159 amino acids. Gene Ontology annotation, cellular component: mitochondrion; ribosome.